AUGGCUACAAGUCGAGCUCCCAAACAGUGGGCCCUGACAAAGCAGGAAACUAUCACUUCAUAUGAAGCCUGGCGCCACAAUCUUCAAUACACCCUUGCCUUAGACCACAACUUCGCCGUAUUUUUACUCGAAGACACAACAUGGCUGCGAAAGACUUCUACGGCCCCACUACGUGGUCUCGAAAACGACGGCGAAGACGUUCCAGAAGCCAGCCGACGUACAGCCGCCCAAAAGCUAACUCACUUGGAGUUAAUGCUCGGCCAAGUAGCCAAUUAUUGUCCCGUCAUUGCACGAAACACAAUCGUUAAGAACUCAACAUCUAUGAGGACAAUUCGGCAAGCAAUUCGUGCACAUUAUGGCUUUCAAUCCACCGGGGCACAUUUUGUCGAUUAUAAUAACAUUCGUUUAGAGCCUGACGAGCGCCCCGAGGACUUAUAUCAGCGACUUCUGAGUUUUAUCGAUGACAAUUUACUCACAGCUAAUGGUAAUAUCCAACAUCACGGCGAAGACGUUUCCACGGACGAAGAAUUAACACCCUCGCUUGAAAACAUAAUUGUACUGACAUGGUUGCGUUUAAUUCAUGCAGAUUUUCCCACGUUAGUAAAGCAACGUUACGGGACAGAACUCCGAUCACAGACACUAGCCAGCCUCAAACCCGAAAUAUCUCAAGCUUUAGACGCCCUCCUCGACGAAAUUCAUUCUUCAAAUGAGGGUAAAGUUCUACGCACAGCCCUUCGACGAUCCUCACAACAGCGUGACAAUCGUAGUGCGUCUUCCCAGCCCAGUAACAACAAGGGAGGGGCAACCAAGUGCUGUCGCAUAUGUAAACAAGCUAAAAGAUCGCAGUUCCAACACUACUUAAGUAAGUGCCCAUUUCUUCCUAACGAAGACGUCAAUAUUUAACUCGCACACAACAGGUCAUUGUUGAUCAACAUGAACCGUCUGAUAAGUCAGACUCAGAGCCAGAACCAGAUGACCACUCCUGUUUCAAGAACAAUCGGGUCAAGUCUACCACCUACCGAGUUAGCACAAAACAAUUCCGGCACCUGAAAGUAUUCCACAACCACCAAGCGGUACAACUCACUCUUGAUACUGGCGCCGAAACCAGUAUGAUUAAGUCAUCUAUUGCCCAACAAAUUGGCGCCACUAUCCAAAAAAUCAAGCAAACAGCUCUACAGGCUGACGGAAUUACCCCACUAAGCGUUGUUGGUGAAGUCCAUCUGGAUUUAUCACGUAACGUCCACACCCUCCAUCUUGAUGGCCUGGUCGUAAACAAUUUAGACGUUAACGUUUUGGCGGGAACCCCGUUUAUAGUGACCAAUGACAUUUCCAUUAGACCCUCGAAGCAACAAAUUACAAUCAAGGGUACAGACGUCACCCACUACAAUACACAUCUCCCCAAUCGGAAGGAACACCUUGUUAGACGUACCCAGGCAUACGUUCUUCAAGCUCCACCAACUCCUACAGUGAUCUGGCCCGGUGCAUACCUAGAGAUUCCCAUUCCUCGUGAAAUUGACCCAGAUAGCACCCUUGCCGUGGAGCCUCGCCCAGAUUGCGCUAAAUCCGUGAGUGAUUGGCCACGCCCACAUAUUCUCGAAGCUGUCGCAGGACGAGCUGCAUACUGAAUGAUACAUCAAUAGUUAAGAACAUAUCCCGUCAUGAACAUUUUUGCCAAGUUCGUUUGACCCAGACUCUAGACCCCAAGGAGAACACAAUCCCCUUUCCUCAGCAUCCUGUUCCACAUGUCACCCCUAAACCUCUUGCAUCCUCACAUUCUUCUUGUGUAACCGUGGAUCCCGACAACAUUCUUCCACCCACCACCCGUGAAAGCUUCCGCAGCCUGUUAGAAGCCCAUGAUGACGUAUUCGACCCCACCUUCACUGGGUACAAUGGCGCAGUUGGUCCAUUCGAAGCUGUGGUUAACAUGGGUCCGGUCCAACCCCCUCAACGAAAGGGUCGUGUUCCACAGUAUGCCCGUAAUAAAUUAGUAGAAUUGCAACAGAAAUUCGAUGAACUUGAAGCUCAAGGAGUAUUUAAACGGCCCGAGGACAUUGGAAUAACAGUAGAUUAUCUAAAUCCCUCGUUCCUCGUUACCAAACCAACCGGUGGACAUCGUUUGGUCACAGCCUUUGCCGACGUUGGGCGUUAUAGCAAGCUUCAGACAUCUUUGCUACCUGAUGUCGACACCACACUACGCACUAUUGCUCAGUGGAAGUACAUCAUAGUAACCGAUUUAAGUGCAUUCUACCAAAUACCGCUGUCGAAAAGCUCGAUGAAAUAUUGCGGCGUCGCCACACCGUUUCGUGGUAUACGAGCCUAUACACGCUGCGCGAUGGGCAUGCCCGGAUCGGAAACCGCCCUAGAGGAGCUAAUGUGUCGUGUACUGGGAGAUUGUCUGCAGGACGGUAUCACAGCCAAACUUGCCGACGAUCUCUACGGGGAGCUGACUCACCUGAAGCUCUUCUCGAGAAUUGGCGUCGCAUCUUACAAGCUCUUCAGAUCUCCAUCUUUCUCCUUCAAAGACCAUUAUCUGCCCCCACUCGACUACCAUACUUGGAUGGAUAUGGACAGAAGGACGUCUAUCGGCCAGUCCACAUCGCAUUGCCACGUUGUCAUCGUGACCGCACCUGACACUGUUCGUGGUUUACGUUCAUUUAUUGGCGCAUAUAAAGUCCUGGGCAGAGUGUUACCCAAGUGUUCACGCAUCAUAGCCCCACUGAAGAGCGCCAUUGCAGGUCAACAGUCAGGCGAGCGCAUGCUGUGGACAGAUACGUUACGCGAACAGUUCCGCUCUGCACAAACCAACCUCACUACAUGGAAAUCCAUCACUCUACCACAACCAUCUGAUCAACUUUGGAUCGUUACUGAUGGAUCAGUUACCAAACACGGUAUCGGGGCCACCCUAUACAUCACCCGCAAUGAGAAGCUUCAUCUCGCUGGCUUCUUUAGCGCAAAACUACGAAAACAUCAAGUCUCCUGGUUACCCUGCGAAAUUUAAGCUCUUAGUAUCGCUGCCGCAGUUAAGCACUUCAGCCAGUUCAUUAUCCAAUCCACCAACCAAGCAUGUCUAUUAACGGACAGUAAACCUUGUGUUUAGGGUUUUGAAAAAUUAUGUCGCGGCGAGUUUUCGGCGAGCCCUCGAGUUACUUCCUUCUUAUCAGUCGUCAGUAGGUACCAGGUCAACGUUCGUCAUCUAGCGGGUACUGCCAAUGUUCCAUCAGACUUUGCCAGUCGCAAUGCCGCAGAAUGCAACGAGCCAAGAUGCCAGAUUUGCAACUUCGUCGCCCUCACGGAAGAUUCCGUGGUCCGGUCCACAUCUGUUCAAGAUAUCCGCGGGUUAUCUGGUCUCCCAUUCACUACUCGCUCAGCCUGGAUUCAAAUCCAGUCAGAAUGCCCGGAACUCCGACGUACACAUGCCCAUCUUAAGCAAGGUACCCGUCCAUCUGAAAAGAUUACCAACAUCAAGGACGUAAAACGAUACCUUAACGUCGCUACCAUGGCGAAAGAGGGUCUAUUAGUGGUACAUCGUCAAACUCCUCUCUCCCCGUCCAACGAUAUGAUUAUCGUUCCUCGCACUGUUCUAAAUGGACUUGUGACAGCUUUGCACAUAAAACUAGACCACCCUUCGAAGCAUCAACUGCAACUAGUCAUGAAACGCCAGUUCUAUGCUCUCGACAUGCUUCAAGUAAUCGACCGCGUCUGUGAAACAUGUCAUACAUGCGCAUCAUUACGCAAGCUCCGCGAGAACUUGACGAAACACACAUCGGAAAACCCACCGGACAUAGUUGGCGUAUCAUUUGCGGCUGACGUUCUCUAUCUUUGCAGCAAGUCAUUCUGGUAUUGCGUGAGACUACAACAUCAUACACAUCAGCAAGCAUUAUACCUGAUGAACAGAGCGCGACACUCCGUGACAAUUUAGCACGCUUAUGCGUUGGAUUACGUCCACUAAGUGGACCACCCGUUACGGUUAGAGUUGACCCCGCCCCAGGCUUUGUCUCUUUGAAAGACGACGGUAUACUCCAACAGCUUGGCAUAUCCAUAGAGAUCGGUCGCAUCAAAACAGCAACAAGAACCCCGUAGCUGAAAAGGCAAUUGCGGAAUUAGAAGGUGAACUUAAUCGGCAAGUUCCUAACGGCGGACCAGUUACAGAACUCGGCCUGGCCAUUACUGUUUCACGACUCAACGCACGCCUGCGCAGAGAAGGUAUAUCUGCUGACGAACUAUGGACACAAAGAAACCAAUUUACUCAUGAGCAACUUCCAUUGGAAGACAGGGACAUUAUCAUCAACCAACACAAGACUUGUCGAAGGAACCAUCCAUACAGCGGAAGGUCGAAGAACACCAAAACGGUGGGCAAAAGUACUUCACAAAUACAUGUCGGAGAUCUCAUAUAUUUACCCGCUGAACACGACAAGACUCAGCCACUAAACCGCUACUUGGUUGUGUCUGUUGAUAAGCCACGGUGCUUUGUCAGAAAGUUUUCUGGUAACCAACUACGAGCUUUGGCUUACAAAGUAAGAAUCAGUGAAUGUCACCUGAUCCCAAGUCAGAUACCAAAAGUUCAACCUAGCCGUACAACUGACACAGAUAGCGAAGACGACGGUCAAGGUUCCAACUCACCUUUCCAGGCAACAAAAAUACCACCAGCAUUAACUCUCCCAGGUUCACAGCUAUCUCCACACGCAACAUGA
This is a messenger RNA of Paramuricea clavata, 4691 nucleotides long. The record is from the annotation of a GenBank genome assembly. NCBI's taxonomy places the organism in Eukaryota, Metazoa, Cnidaria, Anthozoa, Malacalcyonacea, Plexauridae.